Molecule: messenger RNA, 1360 nt
Organism: Bombina bombina (fire-bellied toad)
Lineage: Eukaryota; Metazoa; Chordata; Amphibia; Anura; Bombinatoridae
Gene: TXNL4B
Product: thioredoxin like 4B
Exons: 5
Coding region: 61-648 (195 amino acids)
Biological process (GO): mRNA splicing, via spliceosome
Cellular component (GO): spliceosomal complex; U5 snRNP; U4/U6 x U5 tri-snRNP complex
Source: RefSeq, a predicted model, not a curated record
CCGGAUGGGAUAAGAGUAGGGUAGACAUGGUGUGACGGACUGAUCGUGGUGCUGCCUUGCAUGGAGAGUUUCUACUUACUCUCAUAUAUAUAUUCCUCUGCUGAUAAUCUCCUGCACUCGUUUGCCUGUCCGCGAUCAGUGGACGAGUGUCUACCAGCAUUAUACAAAGCUGAAAUCUUGAAUGGCAAAUUGGUGACAAUGAGUUUUUUUCUGCCUAAGUUAAGCAACAAAAAGGAUGUAGACCAAGCAAUAAAAUUAACAGCUGAGAAGGUCUUGGUUCUCAGAUUUGGAAGAGAUGACGAUGCUGUCUGUCUGCAGCUUGAUGACAUACUUUCAAAGACAUCCCAUGACUUAAGCAAAAUGGCAACAAUCUACCUUGUAGAUGUGGAUAAGGUGUCGGUCUACACACAGUAUUUUGACAUCAGCUAUAUUCCUUCCACUGUUUUUUUCUUUAAUGGACAACAUAUGAAAGUGGAUUAUGGAUCUCCAGAUCACACAAAAUUUGUUGGAAGUUUCAAGACAAAGCAGGAUUUUAUUGAUCUUAUAGAAGUAAUCUACAGAGGAGCAAUGCGUGGGAAACUCAUAGUACGAAGUCCAAUAGAUCCCAGGAAUAUUCCUAAAUAUGAUCUGCUGUAUCAAGGGGUUUAGGACUCAGAUUGGGCAACAAAACGCACUACAUCUUGCCUUUAGAGAGAUGAAUGAUGCUUGGUUUUCCACCCAGACUUCUAUCAUUUGCAGGUUCACAGCUGUUGCUUGGAAAGCGCUCAUCUAAACAAUUACAUUUUUGUAAAUAAAGUAACUUAUAGAUAUAUUGGCUAUGUAAUGUCCAUCUGGUUUUUAUUUGAAUAUACAUUUAGGCUCUGGAGCAGUGACUGGGCAACUGACUGUGGCAGGACCAUAAACAAUGCAAUAGCACUUAGUCUGAAUUUCAAAUGAGAAGCAGAUUUUUUUUUCUGUUAAAUUUCAAUGUUAUGACUAUUUCCACUCCCCUCGUAUCAUGUGACAGCCAUCAGCCAAUCACAAAUGUAUAUAAGUAUAUUCUGUGAAUUCUUGCUCAAGCUCAGUAGGAGCCAGUGAGUUAAACAUUUUGUUAAAGUUUUAAUUUUGACUUGAGUGUCCCUUUAAGUAUAUACAAGGGAAUACGAAAUUAAGUGUAGUUCCACAUUAUUACAUUUUAUAAGUUUGCUAUAAUGUAUUGUUUUAUGCUGAUAAUUCUUCAUUUACUUUGUUCAUCAGGAAUGAUUCUGUUUGUUUCAAGUUGUUACCAAAAAAAAAUCUUUGAAGGAUGACUAAGAUCAUUCAUUAAAAAAUAUUUGUUACUCUUUGAAUAAAUGAGAUUAAUAAAAAAUAAAUGACUUGA